This is a messenger RNA of Papaver somniferum (opium poppy), 459 nucleotides long. Its product is annotated as S-protein homolog 29-like. Lineage: Eukaryota; Viridiplantae; Streptophyta; Magnoliopsida; Ranunculales; Papaveraceae. The transcript has a single exon. The record is from RefSeq and is a predicted model, not a curated record. Bases 1 to 459 code for a protein of 152 amino acids.
AUGUCAAAAUCAUUUUUUGGUUUUGGAUCUCUUUCCGCCAUCUUCUUCACUCUUCUUGCUUUAUCAUUAUUUGUUGCAAAGUCUGUCGUUGGUGAAGGUAUUCACAUAAAUAAAAAGACCGUCACUGUGACAAAUGAUAUAGAUCCUGGAAUAGCUUUAACAAUCCAUUGUUGGUCAAGUGAUGACGAUUUCGGUUUCCAUACACUAUAUUACAGACAGAAUUUCCUAUGGCGUUUUAAGGUUAAUCUUUUCAGGUCAACGAAAUUUGUGUGCGAUUCAAGUUGGUAUGAUCCUAAUGAAAAAAGAAACCACGCGAUGAGGUUUACGGCUUAUAAAGCAGCAAGAGACUGGAGAAUACAUUGCAAAAAUGAUUGUAAAUGGAGCAUUGCUCGAGAUGGUGGCUACUAUGGUGGUGGGACUGAUGAGUUUCCGCAAGAAAAGAUCUUUUCUUACCCUUAA